Molecule: messenger RNA, 1143 nt
Organism: Pelmatolapia mariae (spotted tilapia)
Lineage: Eukaryota; Metazoa; Chordata; Actinopteri; Cichliformes; Cichlidae
Exons: 7
Coding region: 47-1135 (362 amino acids)
Molecular function (GO): protein binding
Source: RefSeq, a predicted model, not a curated record
UCUAAUACGUCACACCUCUAUCACUCCCUGUCAGGAACUUCUUGACAUGCAGGAAAGGACGUGCCACCUUGCAGUAGUAACCACACCACGUGACAGCCAUGCCCUUUGUCUCUUGGGUCUGGCACAGCUGGCUCAGUACGACAAUAACCCAAAUUCAGAAAGGUCAAAGGAAGCCAUAAGUGAUGCCUUUCUCAGCCUCCAGGCCAGCAUUAAGGUGGAACUCAAGACUCAGAUUGGAGAGCCACCUGAACAGCUGACCAAACAAAAGUGGUGGCAGGAAAAGGUGGAGGUUAAAACCAAGGAAGCUGCCAAGCAGUCCAUCACCCAACCAGCUGGUGUAAAGGAGCCUUGUGAAAUCAAAAUGGCAAAAAGAGGAGUGCAGCAGGGCAGGGGAGGUUCUAGGUGUGUAGCAGUAGCUGUAACCAAAGCACCAGCUCCAGCUCCCAUCAGGGGAGGGAAGGCUGUCCGGAAUCCAGCCAAAACCCCUGCAGCCAGGGGGAGUUCUGGAGCAGCUGCCAAGCCAGAUAGGGUGAAACUUUCUAGUAAUAGCGCUAAACCUCAGCUCCCGCUCAACAAGUCUAAACAUGACAGUUUCUCUGAUACUUUAAGGACAGCUGAGGUUGCUGUGACAGAAAAAAUCCAUGAGUCCAGUCUGAUGAACCGCAGAUCUCAUGCAGCAAGACUGGGUCUGGCUCGAGCUUACUCACGAUCUCCAAACACCCAGGACCAAGCAAUACAGCUAUACCAAGAGGUCAUCGCAAUGGCACCAGAGAUCCAUGAUGCCUACAUUGAGCUUGCGCAGCUGCUGGAGCCAUCCGACCCUAAGGCUGCUUUGGAUGUAUACUGCAAAUUCCCUUUGAAGCCUGUGGCUGAGCAAAACUUCGAGGAUGCCUUCAUCACAGGAGAGAUUGUGCGCAUACUGAUGUCUGAGGAGCAGUACGACCACCCACAGCUUGGCCCCAGCCUCAUAGCUUAUGGCAAAGUCAUGGGCCUAAGUUGCAUAGACAAUUACAUUCACAUUUUGGAUGGAAAGUCUAAGACCAAGCUGCUAAAGACCGUCUACGCGGGGAUCCACAACAGAAAAGAGGAUGAUGAGGAUCUGCAGAACUUCUUCAAGUUCAAGUGCUGGAUAUGAUGUUUUUG